GUGAUACACUUAGCACCCUUGGGUCUAAGGUUGCUUCAUAGGACAAAUGAAGAUAAGACCGCUGCUGUGAAAUUAAAUGACAUUUCGAGGUGCUGUAUUGGAUUGAGAUCUGGUGACUGUGGAGGCCAUUGGAGUACAGUGAACUCAUUAUCAUGUUCCAGAAACCAGUUUGAGAUCAUUUGAGCUUUGUGACAUGGUGUGUUAUCCUGCUGGAAGUAGCCAUCAGAAGAUGGGUACACUGUGGUCAUAAAGGGAUGGACACGGUCAGCAACAAUACUCAGACCAUCCUCUAUAAACCCUAGAGACGGUGGUGUGUGGAAAUUCUCAGCAUUUUCUGAAAUACUCAGACCAGCCCAUCUGGCACCAACAACCAUGCAACAUUCAAGGCUAUCCAAGAGCACAUAAGAAAGUACCCCAGACUCAGAUAUGGCUGCAGCUUGCCAAACAGAGGCAUCCAGACAGAAAACACCUACUUUGGAACUAUCCGGUGAAACACAGCUUCCAGAGAGCACCAACUGCCUGACGUGUUCAGAUGAUGGCAGGUACCUCAGCCUAGGUCACUCCCGCGGCUUGUCUGUGUGGUGUGCAUCUUCUCUGAUCUGCGCUGCAGAGUGGCUGCAGGACACACUGGAAAUUACAUCUGUUCAAAUGACCAGAAUGGCUGAGACAGCCUAUCUGCUUGGCACUGUUGAUGAUAUGGGUGUUGCCAGAGUCUUUGCAUAUCACUGUCAAAGUAUUUACCUCCUCAAUGUUAUAAACAUCAUGGAAGAUGUCAACAAAAGGAGCAUUUGCUUGGCAUUUGAACUGUCUGAAGGGGGAGAGUAUGGAGCUGCGUCAAUCAGCUGUAACAGUGCCGCUUGUCUCGAGGUCUAUCACUUCCCCUCAGAAGCAUGGCUGAAAGAGUUAGAGACGGCACGAUCACAUCAGCAGGAUCAAGACUCAUCUGAAGAUGUGGGUGUGGAAUGGUCACCAGUUGCACUUGUCUGUAAAAUCAAGCCACCCAAAGUUCCAGCAGGGACAGUAUUGGAUGGUUCCCUCGAGGCUUUGCAGAUCACAGACUUUUUUACACACUGUUUGGCUCUGGACGUAGAAACCAGCAGCAGCUGUCAACAGAAGAAACAGUCUUUUGAUACAGACGCAGGAAAAACAAAGGAAACAAAUGAAAGCCCGAGACGUUGCACCCAGCACUUUCUUCUGCCUUGUGGUCGGUUUCCUGGCGACACUAUAGCAAAGUCUCAGCCAGCAGGAUUGCCUGUUGCUGUGUGUGUGUGGUGGAGUGGCAGCCACAAUCUUCUUCAGUAUUUUCUGCAAAAAGCUCCAAAGAACAAACAAGAUGUGGAUCCCAUGCCAGAUGUGUUAUGGCCAAAUUCAAAGGAAAUCCUCUGCUCUGCUGUUAGUACAUGCACCCGUUACAUAGCUCUUGGGCUCAAUAAUGCUCUGGUAUGUGUGUGGGACAGGCUAUCUGGGUCUCCUCUGUCUGUUGUCUGUGUGACAGCAGCAACAGACAGCGCUUUCUUCAGAAUGCAGUUUGUGGAUUCCUGGCCUCGGACUGCUGAUGAUAUCCAGACUUUUACCCCAGCAAAAGUCCAUCUUUUGGUGUUGUGUAAAAGUGGAGCAAUUCAUACAGUCACCACAGGACGAGGGGCACAAGCCUGCACAGAACAGCUCACUGGAAGGCCUAAAGACAGCGGGGACCUUCCAACUGUCACUGCACCAGUGCCAUUCCUGCAGAGUUUGUCGCUUGUGGUGCAAAGAAAUGGGAAAGUGUUGCUCCAGGAUGUCAUCAACAAAACCACUGUGUGCUUCUUGAUUCCUCCCACAACUCAUGUGAUUGCCACUCCAUGCAAUCCUGUUUAUGCUCUGAACUCCAGACAGCAGACUCUGUUCAUUCAAGGUGACCUGGACCCCAGCUGCAGUGCCUCUUCUACAGAUGGAAGCCAAAGUAAGCUUUUCAUCUUCCGAUUUGGAGAGCCUGGCAUCAUCAAGCAGUAUAUCCUUCCACUUCCAGACUCUCCACGAGAACAAAACACACUGAGCUGUGUCACUCUAGAGGAAUCCUGCAAUCUCUACCUCCAGCAAAGGCAAGUAACAUGGAAGCAGCUACAGGAAACUGCGGUGACACAACAGCGGGGACACAGCAGAGCUGCAGCCAACUGAGGAACAGCAACAAAUCUUUUUUACACAGAGGUACUAUUGUAUGUAGUGUUUGUGUGCAUGUUCAUUUCAUGUCAGUUUGAAGCGUCUUUACUGCACUAUUUUCCUCAAUACACAAUGCUCACUUACACAGAUGUAAUUUUUCCAUAUAAAAUUGCUGCAAUUAGUGCAGUGUAAUAUAUCUGCUGUAUUUUUGUUCCUUUUUCUCACAAAAGAAUAAAGUAAGUGGGAAAAAUUUACAUAAAUGCGUCUGAAUCAUCUUAAGACAUUGUGUAGUGGUAUUGUCUCCAGGGCUUUAAAUAACAAGGGCAGUGCUCAUUGCAACAAAUGAGAGAAUUCAGUUUGAAUAGUUUUGAAUAAGCAGUAAAUGCCUGCUGGUCCGUUCCUUUUGGUAAAUCUUGAUAUUGUUUAUGGUUUAGAAUAAAUGUUAUUGUAUGUUUUUGAUUAUUGGCAGUUGAGACAGUUUGCUUUUAAGACAAAUCAUACAGAUUUGAGGCUCUUAUCUGGAAUUAGUCUUAGCACACAAAAAUGGAUGACAUUUGUUCUUGUGCUGAUGUAGGCAAGAACAUUAUAUCUGUAGUGCUGGAAGGCCGUCUCGUAUAUGAAUUUUAAAAAGAUGAGUGUAUUCAGGCUGAUUAUGACUCGGCUGUAUUUAGUCAUGGCACGUUGACAUUUCGUUGCCUUUGGGGUCUUCGGAUGUUUCAUCUGUUCUGUUUUUAAUGUCAGAAGAUGCAAAAAACAGGACAGGGUGCAGAGCUUUUACUCAGUUUGACUGAAAUUUUAGAAUCUGUCAUGCAAGUCUUAAGAAUACCCAUUCGGACUGUGAAUAUACUAUGAAAGUUUAGGUUUGGUUUUGGUUUGAGUUUGGGCAGUAACAAAAGAAGAAGUAUCUUAUAUUGUGCAGCUAAACAACCUCAUGCCACUGAUACAGUUUUUAAUUUAAUGGAAAGAAAAACAAGCGUUUGAUUGAAUUAUUUGACCUCUCGACCCUCCUGAAACGUUAGCCUGAAAUGUAGCAUAAUGUAAAGUGAAAAUAAUGACUCAAUUUAGGUUUUGAAUGCAGACGCCUGCUUUUCAGGUUCAUGCACACAGAAGGAAAAUGGAUACUGGUGGGCAGCAUUAGUAGCUGAGUGCUCUAGUUUUAUGUGUGGCCACCCAUCACAUUCAAAUUCAAAGGGUGCAUAAUCAGCUACUCAGUAUUGAGCACCAGAGUAUCAGCGGACCAAAUGAAAACAGAUGAGAUGGGCUCACAGAUUCAGGAGAUCUCAGUCUAUCAGAGUGCUUAUUGUUCAUCUAUAACCAAUCAGCAUGUGUGGCUGUUGAAUUAUUCCUGAUUGGCUCUCUCUAUUAUUUUAUAUUGGCGGCAAAACAAUAUGGGAAUGCUUGUGACAAAAUGUACUCAUGUUCAUUUCAUUGAAAGCUUUCU
This is a messenger RNA of Epinephelus moara (kelp grouper), 3580 nucleotides long. It is a transcript of the gene wdr93, whose product is annotated as WD repeat domain 93. The transcript is spliced from 18 exons. NCBI's taxonomy places the organism in Eukaryota, Metazoa, Chordata, Actinopteri, Perciformes, Serranidae. The coding region runs from base 427 to 2157 and encodes 576 amino acids. The record is from RefSeq and is a predicted model, not a curated record. Gene Ontology annotation, biological process: electron transport chain.